This is a messenger RNA of Amborella trichopoda, 821 nucleotides long. RefSeq names its product transmembrane 50A-like protein. NCBI's taxonomy places the organism in Eukaryota, Viridiplantae, Streptophyta, Magnoliopsida, Amborellales, Amborellaceae. The record is from RefSeq and is a predicted model, not a curated record.
CUCGGAAAACCCUCGGGCAUAUCCAGCGCCGUUUUCCUUUUUCGAAAGCGCGGUCCGAGAAGAAAAGAGUAAUUUGUUUGGUAACACAGGACACAGCCUUCUGUUUGCGGCACGCACUGAAACGGGCCUUGACAAGCUUCGGGGACCCUUUUUCUCUCUGCUCUGUGCUAUAGAUCGAUUCUAAAGAGAGAGAGGGAGGGAGGAGAUCAUCAAGUAUUAUGGAUGUUGGUGAGCUUUGGGCCAUCUUCGGGCCAGGUCUAGCGGGUGCCGUCUUCGGUGCUGGUUGGUGGUUUUGGGUCGAUGCAGUUGUUUGCAGCUCGGUCAAGGUUUCCUUCGUUCACUACCUCCCUGGCAUAUUUGCAUCCCUCGCAGCUCUCAUGUUCAACAGCGUGAGGAGAGAUGAUAUUGACUAUUCCCCUUACGAUGGCGGAGAAUGGAGAUUGAAACUGUGGCUUUUCCUGGCAUAUGUUGUGUCCUUUGUGUCUCUAGCAGCAUCUGUGGGUCUCCUCAUACAAGAUGCCCUCACUGACAGCGGGCCUUCAGGAUGGACAGGCACUGCUGGUGUCUUGCAAUGUGUUUGCGUUUUGGUCAGUGGGCUCAUCUACUGGACGUCUCACACGGAAUGAAGCAUGCCUUUAUGAAGCAAAGAAAAUUGCAUCCAUCCUUCAACUCUCAAUUUGUGUUGAUGUUCCUUUGAUUGAAUGUAAAGCGGGAGCUCUCCUCAAGCUUCACUCUUGUAAAUGGUUUAUAUUUAAAUUGCAUGCUCAUCUAUUUUUGGGAUGCUUAGAAGGAUAUAUGAGGUCAGGUAUUCUCUUGUUUUA